CAACAAUCAACUUCAAACGUCACAUACGUCAUAUAAAUAUGAAUUCGUUCAAAUGUUGAAAAUUCUCGGUGUUCGUUUCAUCACAUUUUCACAAGUAAACCUUCCUCGCUAAUUCCCUUAUGCUAAGAAUCAUCAAAACCUCCCUUUCCAGCCAUCGCUCUUUGCCCCGUCAUCAUUCGCAAGACGCCAAAACAUUGCUGCUUAACCUACUAGAAAACAUGCCUAAGGAUCGAAAACAAAUAGCUGAGACCCAAAUGCACCGGAAGAAAGUCAAAGAAAAACACUCCAAAUACGUGCCGGGCAAAGUCACCCUGCAGGUACUAGGCACAGGAGCAGUAGGCGCCCCCAGAUCGUUGUACAUGUUCUCCGAUCAAAGCAGGUAUCUGUUCAAUUGCGGAGAAGGUACUCAGAGACUGGCGCACGAGCAUAAAAUGAAACUAGCCAAGCUAGAGCACAUAUUUAUAACCCAACCGGUUUGGAGGAACAUCGGUGGGCUACCCGGAAUCGCCUUGACAAUUCAGGACGUGGGCGUACCGGAAAUCUCCCUACACGGCCCCCCCGGUUUGAAUAACAUUUUUACUGCGACGAAGAGGUUCGUGGUGUUGAAGAAUCUCAAAAUCAACAUGGCCACCAGCGACGAAGACGUCAGCUUCUCCGAUAACGUAAUGACCGUGCACUACGUGCCUUUACUCGAAGCCGCUCCGGCGCCCGUUAAAGACGACAAAGUGGCUGCAUCGGAUGCCAAGCAAGAGACCACUCCGGCUACUGACUCCAGCGCGACCAAACCGACCGAUACCUCCGCUAAGAAUAAGGAUCACGUGUGUAGUUCGAAAAAGACUAAACUAAAGAAUCGAUUGUCUUCUUCCGUUGACUCUUCGAUAUCGAAUUCCGAUGACGAAUUCAACGAUAGCACGGAUUACUACGCGUACGAACGUAAGAAAAAGAAACCCGAAAAACGCGUAUCAAGAUACUGUUACCGAUUCCGACCCCGAUCCCGUAGCGUCGAUAGCGCCGACGCGGGAGAGGAUUCCAAAUUCGCGUCGGGUUUGAUCGAAGAGCAAACCAAAGUGAAAGGCGUCUCGAUGGCGUACGUGUGCGUGCUGAAGUCCCGCCCGGGCGCACUAAAUCUGGAGAAGUGCCUGCGGAUGGGCGUCCGGCCGGGCCCUCUGUUGGGCAAAUUGAAAUCGGGCGAGGACGUGAAACUCGUCAACGGGAAGGUGGUCACCGCGCAGGACGUUUGCGAACCCGACGAUCCCGGACUGAUAUUCAUCGUUGUCGAUUGUCCGAACGUGAACUACUUGGAUUCGUUGCACGCGAAGGCCAUUUUCAAGAAGCACCAAAAAACGGCCGCGCUGGAAAGGGACAUCGCGAGCGUGGUGAUCCAUUUCACGCCCAAGGAAAUCGUGAACAAUCCGAGGUAUCAAGAGUGGAUGGAGAAGUUCCCUUUGUGUACGACGCAUUUGAUGCUGAACGAGUUUAACACGUGCAUGGGGAGCGAAGCCGUGCACAGGAUACAACAUAAAUUGAAUUUAUUAUCGCCGGAUAUAUUCCCUUUGUUGGGCGACAAAGGGAGUAAAAUCAACGAUAGCCAACAAAUCAUCCCUGGCGCGUUCAAAAAACCGAAACUGGCGGACUCUUCCUAUUUGCUAUACAAAGACGAAGUGCCCGACGUGCGAUUGAGUUCGCUCCAAAGGACUCCGACUUCUCCUACGAACAGCAUAAGAGAACUGACGAAAUCCGCCGCCGCCACGUCCUCGGCCGCUCCGGGAAAGGAAUUGAUGCUGUUCCCGAGGACCUUUUGCACCUACCACCUCCGGCCCAAGAAAGGGCUCGACAGGAGUUUGGAAUUGGUGUUGAACCCGAACGAAUACGUGCAGGAGAGCCUGACGAUGGGCGAGCUGCAGGCGGAACUGAGGAAAUUGAAGAUAAAACUGUUGAAGAAAACCUUCCGGACCGAUGAUUUCCCGAAGCUGGUGUUCCUGGGGACCGGUUCUUGUAUACCGAACAAAACGAGAAACACCAGCGGAAUAUUGCUAUCCCUAAGCGGUUACGUCGAAAACAAGCACAUGUUACUAGAUUGCGGCGAAGGCACGUACGGUCAAAUCAUCCGGUUCUUCGGGGCCGGACCGGCCCAAAACGUCCUCGCCAAUUUGAACGCCAUCUACAUAUCGCACCUGCACGCCGAUCAUCACAUCGGCCUGAUCGGCGUGCUGCAGGGCCGUCGCCGGGCGUUGGAUUUGCUCAAGCUCGAGAGACGGCCUCUCUAUUUGUUCGCUCCGAAGCAAAUCAUGACGUGGCUCAGUUUCUACGAUCGGUGCUUCGAGAACAUCUGCGAGGAAUUCGAGUUGGUGCCCAACGGGUCCAUAGUACAAGGAGGUUGCCUGUUGCCCAAGAACGUAAAAGACACCGUUUUGAACAAUAUGAGCCUGCUGGAUAUCAACACGUGUCUGGUGAAGCAUUGCCCGAACGCCUUCGGGGUGAGCAUAACCUGCAGGAACGGUUACAAAGUAACUUAUUCGGGCGAUACGAUGCCCUGCGAGGCUCUGAUAUCUUUGGGUAUCGGUAGUGAUAUAUUAAUACACGAAGCUACAAUGGAAGACGAGCUUUGUCACGAGGCUACCAUUAAAAUGCAUUCUACCACGAAUCAAGCGAUAACUAUCGGUAAACGGAUGAGGGCGAAGCAUAUUAUUUUGACGCAUUUCAGCCAAAGGUACGCCAAAUUGCCGAGGUUCACGGAGAAUUUCUGUACUAACGUCGGUAUAGCUUUCGAUAAUAUGCAAAUUAGCACGUCCGAUUUGUCGCUGAUGCCCGAUUUGUUCCCGGCAUUGAAGCUGCUCUUCGCGGAACAGUACGAGGAAUUGGAGAACAAGGCGCUGAAGAGGCAGGUGAAAGAGCACGCCAAAAGGAAACUGACUAGUUGAUAUCGCUGUACAUAAAAUAAAUUAUUCAUUUAAUCCUGUUUAUUUCGCUAAUUCGAAAAAUCGUGUUUAUUCCUCUAAUUCGUUGCUGCACAAGGAAUUUAAGUCGCG
This is a messenger RNA of Phyllotreta striolata, 3029 nucleotides long. The record is from the annotation of a GenBank genome assembly. NCBI's taxonomy places the organism in Eukaryota, Metazoa, Arthropoda, Insecta, Coleoptera, Chrysomelidae.